UACAAAACAAUUAGGAAAUGAAAAGGGUAUCCGAAAUAACACAACAAAUCCAAGUGAAUGGCUUCGGAAAGGGAGAUAAGAAACAAACUCUCGUUGAAUACGUGUAUCAGACAAAGAGGACACACCUCUGGAAAGUAGAGGACUGUGACAUUCGUUUCAAGGAUGGCUCACCAUAUAUGCCAACCAAUACAUGCUAUGUUAUGGCCGUUCCUAUUGUUCAAAAAUCGGACAAAACUAUACUCGGCAUUCCAUUGGUUCGCAUCGACAGCAUAGGCGAGAGUGGAGGCCAGUUGUGUCAAUACAUUGAUCUUAUUGGGCUCAUUGUGGUGCAGGUACUUCUCCAACUCCUCCAGCAAUAUGCUCUUAUCAUGGAAAACAACCCGAAUUGGCAUAAUUAG
Medioppia subpectinata is the source of this 398-nucleotide messenger RNA. The record is from the annotation of a GenBank genome assembly. Lineage: Eukaryota; Metazoa; Arthropoda; Arachnida; Sarcoptiformes; Oppiidae.